This is a messenger RNA of Symphalangus syndactylus (siamang), 7186 nucleotides long. RefSeq names its product DISC1 scaffold protein (gene DISC1). Gene Ontology annotation, biological process: neuron migration; cilium assembly. Gene Ontology annotation, cellular component: microtubule; intermediate filament cytoskeleton; microtubule organizing center. The record is from RefSeq and is a predicted model, not a curated record. Lineage: Eukaryota; Metazoa; Chordata; Mammalia; Primates; Hylobatidae.
GCUCCCUUCCCCCCGCCUGUGGCCUCGGGGAGCGAGCAGGAGGCAGUCCAGGCGGAGCGGGAGGAGCUGGCAGCGGGGCGCAUGCCAGGCAGGGGUCCUCAGGGCGCCCCAGCCGCCGGCGGCGGCGGCGGCGUGAGCCACCGCGCAGGCAGCUGGGAUUGCUUACCACCUGCAGCGUGCUUUCGGAGGCGGCGGCUGGCACGGAGGCCGGGCUACAUGAGAAGCUCGACAGGGCCUGGGAUCGGGUUCCUUUCCCCAGCAGUGGGCACACUGUUUCGGGUCCCAGGAGGGGUGUCUGGCGAGGAGUCCCACCACUCGGAGUCCAGGGCCAGACAGUGUGGCCUUGACUUGAGAGGCCUCUUGGUCCAGAGCCCUGUUUCCAAGAGCGCAGCAGCCCCUGCUGUGACCUCUGUGAGAGGAACCUCCGCACACUUUGGGAUUCAGCUCAGAGGUGGCAUCAGAUUGCCCGACAGGCUUAGCAGGCUGUGUGGCCCUGGGAAUGCUGGGUGGCAGCAAGAGUGUGCAGCCAUGGACAGUUCUGAGACCCUGGACGCCAGCUGGGAGGCAGCCUGCAGCGAUGGAGCAAGGCAUGUCCGGGCAGCAGGCUCUCUGCCAUCAGCAGAGUUGAGUAGCAGUAGCUGCAGCCCUGACUGUGGCCCUGAGGCCACUCCAACCCCUCCUGGCUCUCACAGUGCCUUUACCUCAAGCUUUAGUUUUAUUCGGCUCUCGCUUGGCUCUGCUGGGGAACGUGGAGAAGCAGAAGGCUGCCCACCAUCCAGAGAGGCCGAGUCCCCUUGCCAGAGCCCCCAGGAGAUGGGAGCCAAAGCUGCCAGCUUGGAUGGGCCUCACGAGGACCCUCGAUGUCUCUCUCGGCCCUUCAGUCUCUUGGCCACACGGGUCUCGGCGGACUCAGCCCAGGCCGCAGGGAACAGCCCCAGGCCAGAGCAUGACAUGCAUUCUUUACCCGACAUGGACCCUGGCUCCUCCAGUUCUCUGGAUCCCUCAUUGGCUGGCUGUGGUGGUGAUGGGAGCAGCGGCUCGGGGGAUGCCCACUCUUGGGACACCCUGCUCAGGAAAUGGGAGCCAGUGCUGCGGGACUGCCUGCUGAGAAACCGGAGGCAGAUGGAGGUAAUAUCCUUAAGAUUAAAACUUCAGAAACUUCAAGAAGAUGCAGUUGAGAAUGAUGAUUAUGAUAAAGUAGAGACGGGGUUUCACUAUGUUGGUCAAGCUGGUCUUGAACUCCUGAGCUCAAGCAAUCCACCUGCUUUGGCCUCCCAAAGUGCUGGGAUUACAGCUGAAACGUUACAACAAAGAUUAGAAGACCUGGAACAAGAGAAAAUCAGCCUGCACUUUCAACUUCCUUCAAGGCAGCCAGCUCUUAGCAGUUUCCUGGGUCACCUGGCGGCACAAGUCCAGGCUGCCUUGCGCCGUGGGGCCACUCAGCAGGCCAGCGGAGAUGACACCCACACCCCACUGAGAAUGGAGCUGAGGCUGUUGGAACCCACUGCUCAGGACAGCUUGCACGUGUCCAUCACGAGACGAGACUGGCUUCUUCAGGAAAAGCAGCAGCUACAGAAAGAAAUCGAAGCUCUCCAAGUAAGGAUGUCUGUGCUGGAAGCCAAAGAUCAACAGCUGAGACGGGAAAUAGAGGAGCAAGAGCAGCAACUCCAGUGGCAGGGCUGCGACCUGACCCCACUGGUGGGCCAGCUGUCCCUGGGUCAGCUGCAGGAGGUCAGCAAGGCCUUGCAGGACACCCUGGCCUCAGCCGGUCAGAUUCCCUUCCAUGCAGAGCCACCGGAAACCAUAAGGAGCCUCCAGGAAAGAAUAAAAUCCCUCAACUUGUCACUUAAAGAAAUCACUACUAAGGUGUGUAUGAGUGAGAAAUUCUGCAGCACCCUGAGGAAGAAAGUUAACGAUAUUGAAACCCAACUACCAGCCUUGCUUGAGGCCAAAAUGCAUGCCAUAUCAGGAAACCAUUUCUGUACAGCUAAAGACCUCACCGAGGAGAUUAGAUCAUUAACAUCAGAGAGAGAAGGGCUGGAGGGACUCCUCAGCAAGCUGCUGGUGUUGAGUUCCAGGAAUGUCAAAAAGCUGGGAAGUCUUAAAGAAGAUUACGACAGACUGAGGAGAGAAGUGGAGCACCAGGAGACUGCCUAUGAAACAAGUGUGAAGGAAAAUACUAUGAAGUACAUGGAAACACUGAAGAAUAAACUGUGCAGCUGCAAGUGUCCACUGCUUGGGAAAGUGUGGGAAGCUGACUUGGAAGCUUGUCGAUUGCUUAUCCAGAGCCUACAACUCCAGGAAGCCAGGGGAAGCCUGUCUGUAGAAGAUGAGAGGCAGAUGGAUGACUUAGAGGGAGCUGUCUCUAUAGCUACUCCUCCUAAUCCCCCCAGGCUCCACUCCGAGGAUAAAAGGAAGACCCCUUUGCAGGCAUUGGAAGAAUGGAAGGCUCACCUCAUCCCCUCUCUGCAUUGUGCUGGAGGUGAACAGAAAGAGGAAUCUUACAUCCUUUCUGCAGAACUUGGAGAAAAGUGUGAAGACAUAGGCAAGAAGCUAUUGUACUUGGAAGAUCAACUUCACACAGCAAUCCACAGUCACGAUGAAGAUCUCAUUCAGUCUCUCAAGAGGGAGCUCCAGAUGGUGAAGGAAACUCUGCAGGCCAUGAUCCUGCAGCUCCAGCCAGCAAAGGAGGCGGGGGAAAGAGAAGCUGCAGCUUCCUGCAUGACAGCUGGUGUCCGGGAAGCACAAGCCUGAGGAGUGACGGGAUGGGGGAGGGAGGUGGGCCACCAUGUUUGGACCUGGGGGGGUGCUCUCCCCUCUCCCUGCAUAACUAAGGUGCCUGAAUCAAUUACGGAGAUACAGAGGCUUGAGGUCUUUCAGUGGAAAGGUGGUUCAUGUUCAUUCUCAUGAGUCUGAAACUGAGGAGUCUGCAAAUUGGAAUAUGGAGAGAGAGACUGAUUUGCUGAAUUUCCUUCUAAAUGUCACUCAAAAAUUUCUUUUCCAUGUCAUUCUUGGGAAUGUCUUGCACAGGAUUUGAGAAUAGUUUCAUCUCAGCCCCCAUUAGAGAGAAGUUGGGGUGAAUUCUGGAAAAAUUCUUUUUCCUGCGCCAUUUGCCUUCUGCUGCAACUAAAAUAUUUCCUGAUUCAAGAUUCUAUAAAAAGGAAACCAAGCAUAAGACUCUGUCAUCAUACCUGUUACACAUUCCUACAGGUGCACGAUCUAAGAGAGCUAAUUAACCUCAGAGUCUGGAGUUAACAGCUUUUCACCUUACUUCUCCUGUGAUCUAAUAUUAUCUUAGAAAAAUUAAUAUGCAAUUUCCAAAAGAUAUUUUGGUAAGACAACAGCCUCUCAGUGAUAUGCCACCUUUCAAUUUUCCUUUUGUGGCAAUGAUUGCCAUCUGAAGAAAGGAUCCCUGAGAGUCUCUGUUUCAUGAGGACAUUCUGAAAUUUACCCACAAUGAGGCUGUGGAUGGAUCAGGGGACCUGUAUAAAAUGUUUGAGCCUAUUCCAUUUUCCCGUGGAACCUGUUUCACUCAAUGCCAGGCAGUGCAGCAUUUAGGAAAGCAGUGCAGUACUCAGUAAGGCAGUACUCAGUAAGGCAGUGCAGUACUCAGUAACAAUACAGUACUCAGGCAGUGCAGUACUCAGGCAGUGCAGUACUCAGUAAGGCAGUGCAAUAUUCAGUAACAGUGUAGUACUCAGUAACACAGUGAAGUACUCAGUAAUACAGUACAGUAUUCAGUAAGGCACUGAAGUACUCAGUAAUACAAUACAGUACUCAGUUAGGCAGUGCAGUACUCAGGGAGUGCAGUACUCAGUAAGGCAGUGCAGUACUCAGGAAUGCAGCACAGUACUUAGUAAGGCAGUGCAAUACUCAGUAACAGUGCAGUACUCAGUAAUACAGUACAGUACUCAGUAAGGUAGUGCAGUACUCAAUAAGACAGUGCAAUACUCAGUAACACAAUGCAGUACUCAGUAACACAGUGCAGUACUCAGUAAUACAGUAUAGUACUCAGGCAGUGCAGUACUCAGUAAGGCAGUGCAAUACUCAGUAACACAAUGCAGUACUCAGUAACACAGUGCAGUACUCGGUAAUACAGUAUAGUACUCAGCAAGGCAGUACAGUACUCAGUAAGGCAGUGCAAUACUCAGUAACACAGUGCAGUGCUCAAUAAGGCAGUGCAGUGCUCAGUAAGGCAAUGGAGUGCUCAGUAACACAGUGUAGUACUCAGUAGGACAGCACAGUACUCAGUAACAUGGGGCAGUUAGUACUCAGUACUAUAAGUACUGAGUACUUAUAUAGGCAAUGUAGUACUCAGUUAAUCAGUGCAGUACUCAGUAAUGCAACGGUAUUUCAGGCUCCUGCUGGGCUGCUUCUUUGGCCCAGCUGGGACUCCUAUUGAGACGGCUGCAAAACAGGCUGAUUUCAGUUAGGCAGCACUUCCCAAAGUGCACUGAGGAAGGUGGCCCCAAGAGAUGCUCUCUAAACAAAGGAGUGCCCUCUCCGGUCAGGUACCUUUGGUAAAUACACCAUACCAUAAUAUCUACUUGGAGAACCACAAUGCACAUUAGAAUAUUAGUCUGAGAGAGAACUUAUAGUAAGGAAACUCACUUGAUUUUAUCUAACCUCAAACUUCCCAAGUUUAACGGAUCGUGAAUUUUUUUCAUGUAACUCCUAUUCAUAUCCCAUAGAUCUAGUAUUGUACAGCACUGCAUUCUCUGAGGAAGUCCCAGUCCAAAUGCUGAUUUACAUCACUUUGGAAACCACACUCACACUUUUGCAGUGUUGAGCUUAAUAACUACCUGCCACAGAUUGGUAAAUUUAAUCCAGUGGUGGUUCUGUUUGUGCUUCUGUUCUCAUUUAUGUGUUUAGGGAUAGUGAUGUUCCUGCCUUCACUAGGAUCCAUGGAUAUGAGACCAUUUUUGGCAUUUCCUGAAGUCACACUGGCAUUUCCAGAAGGCAUCUGGUGCUUUGCUCAGCCUUCCAUGCUGUGCAGCACUUCUGUCCUCAGUCAAGGAGAUGGCCCUGCUUAAGCCAGCAAUUGGCUGGGGGCCAGGAAACAAAGCAAAAACACAAUAUGUGAAUGUGCUGAUUGUGUUCCCUAUGGCUUUAUCUCAAGCAAAAUACACUCUACAUAUUUUAAUAAUAAGUAUAAUUAGCUUGUUCCUGGACUUCAUUUUUCAAUGACGAACCAAAUUCCUGAAUUAUUUAUAAUCGUGUCUAAAGAAAAUUAUGAACUGGUCACAUGGCACUUGGAAUCCUUGAAUUAAUCCCAGUGAAGCAAAACGAGAAGAGUCAGGAUUGGCCACAUUGCCAAUAACAAAUUCCUACUUCAACAUAUGUCUUUUUAAAAAGCCUCCCAGACACAAGACAUCUUAACCAUCACUAGCCCAAGUGUUUUGUAUUACUCAGACACCAUCAUGAAAUAAUUCUGAGGUCAUAAUGUAUUUGAAAAUUCUGCAAGUUAAUAACUGCCUUGAAUUAUUUGAACCCCAAAUAAGGGUUCUUUGGUACCUCUAGUAGAUAGUGUGUUCAUUUCCCUGCUGCAAAUUUUGAAGUAUUUGGGCAAGUGAGUAAUGUUUUAACCACGUGCUGUAACUCAUUGUCGUCUUUGCUUGGUCUUAGAGUGUCAUUCAGAAAGUCUGCUAAGGGCCAGAGUGCUUCUUCUGGCUACACAACCUUCUCAGGACAACCCCACUGUCUUAAGCCACUUUGACCCUGGGAGACACAGGACUGUGUAUCCUCAAUCAUACUAUACAGCAGUUUUUGUCAGGGGAACAUAAAAAUAUCCAAGAGAGGUUAGGGCUUAGAUUUAAAAUUAUCGAAACAACAACAGUGGAAAUUUAUGUUGGAGAUAGCCAAGACCACAAGCAAAAGCACAUACUGAAAAUGAUGAGUUAGAAUCUGAUUUGACUGGGAUGUGGUGUGAGAAUAUAAGUGUGAUAUUAUACUGUCUGCCUUGCUGGAAUGCUGGCUUUCAAAUGGUCACCCAUCUUUCUUUCACUGGCCUGAGUUAGGACAUGCUGUCUAUCAGUAAUAGUCCCAGUUCCAUCCAACUUUCUGAAAUUUCAUUUUUUUUUUUUUUGAGAUGGAGUCUCACUCUGUCACCCAAGUUGGAGUGCAGUGGCCCCGCAAUCUCGGCUCACUGCAAACUCCACCUCCCAGGUUCAAGCUAUUCUACUGCCUUAACCUCCCAAGUUGCUGGGAUUACAGGCAUUUGCCACCAGGCCCAGCUGAUUUUUGUAUUUUUAGUAGAGACAGAGUUUCACCAUGUUGGCCAGGAGGGUCUCAAACUCCUGACCUCAGGCAAUCCACCCCCACCUUGGCCUCCCAAAGUGCUGAGAUUAUAGGCGUGAGCCACUGCACCCAGACAACUUUCUGAAAUUUCAAAACUGAAUUGAUCCUUCUCCAAAUUAGUAUGUAAUAUUGGAAACUUGUCUUUCCCUGCAGUAAGGCUGGUUUCCCCACCCCAGAAACAUGUAAGGGUUGGUACCAUGCUAAGCCUUUACAGUCAUAUCCUAUAAUCCCCAAAUCAACCUUAUAAGGAAGGUGUUUGUAGAUGAUGCAACUGAGCCUUAAGAGGACUGAUUCCCUUUUUCUAAGGCACAGAGCUGGUAAAAUGUGAAGUAAUAGUGAACCUAACAGUCAGAGACAGGCAGCAUGCUCUUAACUAGUGCUCUUCCUAAAGUUCCUUUGAUGUCCUUUUGAGAUUUUGAGCCAUGGAACUUAUUUGUUCACCUGGUUAAGAACUCAUGGCCACUGUGGAAAUCUUGGCUGGGGAGUCAAAGAAACUGAGCCUGGGGCAAACGAGGCUUUCCACACUGCCAGGGAGGCCUCACUGUGAAGUCUAGGCUCAGACAGGCUUCAACAAACCUAUUCACCCCACCAUCAUCCUAACCUAACCAUUUCCCAGUCAUCCUAGGAACAACCACUCACAGCCUGACACUGGGCUGACUUUCUUGAAGACCCUCAUCCAAUUGGUGUUUUUCAGAAGUGUUCCAGUUUUAUGAAUUCUGUGUUGUGGAGAAAAGCAACCAUGCAUUUACUGGUCAAUGCCUUCUUGUAUAUGUAAUUCAAUACUUUUAUUUUUAAUAUCCUCACCUUAUCUAAUCUUUGAAUUUUGUCAUAUAAUUUAUUGCUUCAUUAAGGUUACUUUUUGUUAUACAGAAUAAAAGCUGAUAUCCAA